GUGGUCACAUGUUCCGCUACGGUCGCAAAGUGCGGAAGAAAGCAAUGAACGCAAGCAGAACCUGCAGAACGAGAAGAAGGACGCUGGACUUCGAGACACCAGAGAAGAAAGGCGGAGAUGUUGGGAUCAUUCAGAGAACUGAGUUGAGAACCCCCGAUGUAAAGUCUGAACAAGGUUUUGGAGUAUAUUGGUAAAGCAGAACAGGAAGUCGUCCCUGGUCCAGAUGAAGUGUUUGUUGAUAGCCAGCGAGAGCGCAGAGGUUCUCUUCCAUUGGAGUGACCUCGAAUAUCGCCAGAAUAUCCAGGAGAAGUAUGGGGUAUCUCAGGAGGAAGGCGAGGGGCUUCCGGCCUUUGAGGACAUCUUGAGCACUUUGUUUGCUCCCAUCAUUAUCUCCUGUAGCACCUUGGAGGACAGCUACACCUCUUUUACCACUGAGAACAACCAAAUCUACGUUCUACACCAGUUUGACGAGUGUCUCUACAUCGCUGUGAACGGGGAUGGCAAAGAAAAGGAGGAUGACCUGAGGAGAAAAAUUUACGUGCUGAAAAAGAUGAUCGAGGUCAUGUUCGGCAUGGUAACACUCAGUGGGAACCUCCUGAGGAAAGAACUGCGGCCUCAGGAAACGGAGCAGAGAGCGAGACUCUGGAAGUAUCUACAGAGCCUGCUGGAGACCUACAGCCUCCUCCGGGAGAACGACCAGAGUUUCUUAGUUGAGGCAGUGGAAAGGUUAAUUCACCCCCAACUCUGUGAGCUGUGCAUAGAGUUCCUGGAGCGCCGUUUAGUCCAGCAGCUCAACAGCAGUGUGGAGCGAGCAGGAGAGGAGGUUCUCCACGCCUUCGUCCUGGUUCACACCAAGCUGCUCGCUUUCUACUCCAGCCGCAACGCGAGUGUGCUCACCACCUCGGACCUGCUGGCCCUCAUCGUCAUGGCACAGAAUAUGUAUCCCAGUAAUCUGGACCUGGAUGACACAAGUCCUGAGGAUGUUGAAAGCACAUCUGGUUCUGGUCCUGAAAGUUUUUACACCCCAGAACCUUCCCCGUCCAGUAGAGGUUCCAGUGGUUCAGAGAAAGCUGGCCAAGGUGAAUUUCCUGUGUUUGAGUUUGUGGACCCAGAAGUCCAGAUGGCAGAGGACAGCUUGCACACUCUGGAAAUUAGCCCACCGGACCCUUCGAGCCCUCGAAGAGUUUUCCUUGAGGUUUCACAGAAAGAUGGGCUGUAUCCCAUGAUGCCCCACUCCAUGUACUGCCUCUCACUGUGGCCCGGUAUCACGCUAGUGCUGCUCACUAAGAUUCCCACCAGUGCAGUGGCCAUGUCGGUGUACAAGUACUUGGAGGACUUUGACAAGCUGGAGAAACGUUUACACGAAGGCCUUGGAGGUCCCACUUCAGCCAGAAGUCCUCUGAAUAUCUACGACAUCCGCACCAAAAUGGACAAAUUCAUCAAAGCUUUGGGGCCCAGUGAGUUACAGUCUGCGUAUUUACAAAAUGUCUGGACAGAGUUUAAGAACCGAGCCUUUUCCAAAGGAGGGUCUGGGUUCAACAAAGAGCUCAUCCCAUGCUGUAAGAACAUGAAAACGCAGCUGUGUGGCAUUUACAGACGGUAUUUUCUGACUGGGUCAGAGUCGGCUGAUGCUGCUCAGCAUCUCUCUGCCGGUCUACAGGAACGAGCCCAGGCUAUGGUUCAAGAGAAACUGAUGGACUGGAAGGACUUCCUGUUGGUUAAAAGCAAGAGGAACAUAACCAUGGUGUCUUAUCUGGAGGAUUUCCCGGGCCUUGUCCAUUUUAUCUGCGUGGACCGAUCAACUGGCCAGAUGAUCGCUCCGUCACUCAGCAUCACAGAGCGCACUACAUCGGAGCUGGGGAAGGGACCCGUGGCCAAUUAUAUUAAAAACAAGGUAUGGGCCCUGGUCAGGACAACCCGCCGCUAUCUUCAGAAGGGUUAUUCCACCGUCACACUGCGUGACGGAGAUUUCUACUUUUGCUAUUUCCUCUGGUUUGAAAAUGAAAGUGGGUACAAGUUACAGCCAUUGGACAUACCAGUGCAACCUGAUGACUCUCCACCCGUCGGGAUGCUUGCCUAUGACUACUACAAGAGGCUGCUGCGGUACUACAGUAAGAACCACAAGGGUGAGACUGUGAAGUGCUACGAGCUGCUGACUGUUCACCUGGGGGUCAUCCCCACAGAGAUCAUCCUCCAGCAAUGCAGGCAACUCGCAAGCAAAUUGUGGGAGCCCUCACGCAAUCUGCUGCUGUAGAAAGAGCAUCACUCAAACUGGCAGACAAAGAUGUUUAUCUGUUGUUUCAUCAGGAACCAAUUUAUCUCUAAGAUUUGCAUUCUUGAAGAUUUGUUUCCUAUUUAUUAGUCUUGCACAUGUAUAUAAACGUCAUUUUCGUUCACCCAAAGUUUGCAGCACAUUUGUGUUUUAUAAGUGAAUAUACUGUAUAUUUCUACCUUUUAAUGUGACUUAUAUAAAUGAACAAUGCACCAAUUAAAUGGUGCAUGUCUUUGAUAAAGAAUUUAAACAUUUGAGAAAUUAAAACUUUCACGUCCUUUUCCUUCA
Girardinichthys multiradiatus is the source of this 2560-nucleotide messenger RNA. RefSeq names its product HPS1 biogenesis of lysosomal organelles complex 3 subunit 1 (gene hps1). Gene Ontology annotation, biological process: vesicle-mediated transport; melanosome assembly. The transcript is spliced from 18 exons. Lineage: Eukaryota; Metazoa; Chordata; Actinopteri; Cyprinodontiformes; Goodeidae. Gene Ontology annotation, cellular component: BLOC-3 complex. The record is from RefSeq and is a predicted model, not a curated record. Gene Ontology annotation, molecular function: guanyl-nucleotide exchange factor activity. Bases 224 to 2254 code for a protein of 676 amino acids.